AGCGAUGCUAGACAGCGGCGCGCCCACACCCAGCCCAACCUGCUAUGUGUCUCGUGCGUGCCGUAGAGAGAGCAGCGCCGUCUGUCCGCAGUGAAUCCCGUGGCAGGACGUUUGUCUCCGGUGUGUGCGUACCUCUCCGUGACCCUCUCCUCCAGCAGAAUCCCGCCCUCCUCCUCCAGUCUGUGGACCUGUGCAUCCCCGAGGCUCGUGCGCACUCUGCGGUUCCUCCUGCUGCUGCCGUCCUCCUCCAUGCACUGUCAAUGAGGAUAGUGUCUUAUUUCUAUUGCGUGUUAUCAUCUGACUGGGGAACGGUCCGACUGGCACCAUGAGCGCUGUGUUCCAGCAGCAGGCGGUCCACAGCCCCCACGAGCCGCCGCAGAAGUCCAAACCCAAGGCCGGGCCCAUCCCAUGUCAGAACUGUGGCAAGCCCUGCAAAGGAGAGGCUCUGCGGGUUCAGAACAAGCACUUCCACAUCAAGUGCUUCGUCUGCAAAGUAUGCGGCUGUGAGUUGGCCCAGGGUGGCUUCUUCGUACGACAGGGGGAAUACAUCUGCACUCUGGACUACCAGCGUAUGUACGGCACCCGAUGCUUCAGCUGUCAGGACUUCAUCGAGGGAGAAGUGGUGUCUGCAUUGGGCAAGACCUACCACCCACGCUGCUUUGUGUGUGCCUCAUGCAAACAGCCGUUCCCUGCUGGAGACAGAGUGACAUUCAAUGGGAAGGAGUGUAUUUGCCAGAAGUGCACUCAGCCUCUCCCGGCCAACAGCCCUGCACCUAUCCAAGCAGUGCACAACUGCUGUGGCUGUGGAAAGGAGUUUAAGAACGAACAGUCUCUGGUGGCUCUGGACAAGCACUGGCACCUGGGCUGCUUCAAGUGUAAAGUGUGCAACAAGGUGCUCAACGCAGAGUACAUAAGCAAGGAUGGGAUUCCCUACUGUGAGAUGGACUACCACGCUAUGUUCGGCAUCCAGUGUGAGAACUGCAAGAAGUACAUAACUGGAAAAGUCCUAGAAGCUGGAGAGAAGCAUUACCACCCCACAUGUGCCCGCUGUGCCCGCUGUGAGCUCAUGUUUGCAGAGGGAGAGGAGAUGUACCUGCAAGGAAACUCUAUCUGGCAUCCUCCAUGCAGACAAGCAGCCAAGCAAGAAGAAAAGAGCAAGAAGCAGGUGCGGAUACAACUCAAUGACGUCCGUGAUCAAGAGGUGACCAGGACUUCAUCUGAGAGCAUUACCUCAGUGCCAGCCUCCAGCGCCUCGGGUUCUCCCAACAGAGUUAUCUAUGCCAAACUAGGAGAGGAGAUGCUGGACUACAAAGAUCUGGCAGCUCUUCCAAAGACCAAGGCUAUCUACAACAUUGACAGACCUGACAUGCUGUCCUACUCCCCCUAUGUGAGCUACCCAUCUGAGGAAAGGCAUUACGGAGAGUCCCCUCAGCUGCUUUCUCCUACUCCUACUGAGGGUGAUGGAGAAAAGUCACCCAGGCAGAGAAGACCCUCCUGCCCCAGCUCCAACAGCUCUCUGGUGGGCUAUGGACGCUACACUCCCUCCCGCUCACCACAGAACUACAGCCGACCAGCUUUUGGAACAGACACAAUCCUUACCGGCAGAUACAGCAGCCUGCCCCGUGACACCACUUCCCUACUACUGCCCCCCACUGUACCAGGAAGCCAUAAAUACUCCUCCCUGCCAGGGUACCACAGCGGGGGGGCUGAGAGAAGCACCAGUGGAGGGUUCAGUAGUGGCAAGUGCUCUCCUGUACCACCAGGGGGCACUGCCUUACACCUAAACCCCACCACUCUGGCCCUGCUGCAGCAACACAACUACAUCCCAUACUUCAGAGGUAGUGAAAGUGGCCGGAGUACUCCUAGCUUAUCCACCUAUUCCGACGGCAAGUCCCCCUCCUCGGCCUCUACAUACGUGGCUGCUCCCCGGCAUUUCCACAUACCAGAGACUAUGGUCAAAGAUAAUAUUUAUAGAAAACCCCCCAUCUACAGACAGCAUGGUACAGUCCACUUCCUCUUUAACACUUCUGUUCUGGUCUGGUCUCUGCACGAUGUGUCGCAUGUUGCCUGUCAUGUAGUCAUCCAUGAGUCCCGCCCAAUCCGUCCCCCACCACAUGCCCUGCCCUUCAGGUUGGAUCUACUACAUGCAUAGGGCUGGUACAGGAGUUGCGAAGUAUAAAUAUAAAAUUUAGAAAUUUAAGACACUUUUGGGUUGAAAUCCUUCUUUUUUUUUUUUAAGUUUUAGUUUUGAAUAUAUUUGCUCAAAUGCGAAUAAUCAAUUUCUGAAACUUUAGUAAAACUAAAAUCAAUUUUAUAAGUGUAUUGCUUUGAGUGUGUAGUACAUUUCAAAUAGACAUUGUAUUGAUCCAAUGGCAAAUUAAUCAUUUUAAAUGUAUUAUUAUUAUUAUUUUACCUUUUGAUAUUUUUUGACUAGCUUUACAUUUUUAUUUUAUUUUUUUAUUCUAAAUUGUAGGUAAUUUUUGGAGAAACAAUUUUCAGCGUUUUCAUUAUCAGAUUUAGCUUUUCAGAGAUGAUCUUCCUGGCAUUGCAUCAUAGCGACAUAUUUCUUUUAUUGCUUAUUUUAAUUGUUACAUUGAUCAAUAUUUGGUGAUGGUAGAUGCGUCCGCUGUCUUCAUGCAUGUUGGCCCCAUCUCACCUGCUCACGUGAUGGUUGCUAUGGUGACGUGUACACUAUAAACAGUUAGCUACACUCUGGUCUGUCUCUGUCUGGUAGCAUUGGUCUUGUGAAUCACGGUUUGAAUCACUGUUACAUAUCUAAAAUUGUCGGUGUGGUCCUUAGUAGUUUCCCUAUUUAUACUUAUGUAUGUUGCAUCU
Molecule: messenger RNA, 2835 nt
Organism: Periophthalmus magnuspinnatus
Lineage: Eukaryota; Metazoa; Chordata; Actinopteri; Gobiiformes; Gobiidae
Gene: ablim2
Product: actin binding LIM protein family, member 2
Exons: 16
Coding region: 326-2152 (608 amino acids)
Biological process (GO): lamellipodium assembly
Cellular component (GO): actin cytoskeleton
Molecular function (GO): actin filament binding
Source: RefSeq, a predicted model, not a curated record